UUGGAGGUCAUUGCCAAGGCGCUAAUUUUGUCACAGUAUUUCCAGGAUUAUUUUCUAAACUAAAUGGCUUACAUCGAUGUGUACAAGUCACGUCAAAUUAAGUAGUCAGGGAUGAAUCGUUUAAGAAGAACAUUCAGCUUUCGGAAACGAAAAAAGCAGAAUAAGAGUGAGGCUGGUGAUUCUUCGAAACCACAACAAUGGCUAGAUGAUGAAGUGAAAAUCAAGGAGGGAUUCUGUAGUUUCCAAGUUAAGUAUUUAGGGAAUAUUGAAGUUUAUGAGUCAAGAGGAAUGCAAGUAUGUGAAGAAGCGAUUAAAGCUCUAAGAAAAUCAAAGGUUUGUCAUAUUUUCUUUGGUUAACAUACAAUGGUAUUUCAAAGAAACCUCAAAAAGCUGUUUUAUCUGUCAGUGGUGAUGCUCUACGCGUUUCAGAUGACGUUAGCCAGGUGCUUUGGAAUUUUAUGGAUUUAGUUUCGUUUUAGCAUCUCAUCGUCGAUCAGACAAUUGAAAAAGUUUCAUUUUGUGCUCCUGAUAGAAAUCACGAGAAAGGAUUCGCAUAUAUAUGUCGCGAUGGAGCUACCCGCCGUUGGAUGUGUCACGCCUUUCUUGCCGUCAAGGAAUCCGGUGAACGGUUGUCUCAUGCUGUCGGAUGUGCUUUCGCUAUAUGUUUGGAGAAGAAACAAAGACGUGAACGAGAUGCUCUUCAGUUGGAGGCUUCAGAUGAUCGUCCAACUUUCGCUCGUGUUGGAUCGUUUCGUCCGGCUACUCUCGCUGAACGGCUACUGGAUCCUCAGUCUACGAUUGUAGUCGACCCAGUGCCAAAACCUAAUAAUAUAUCUUCAACAUUACCUACCACUAUAACUCGGGUGUCUUCACCAGUUAACCAUAUUGGAGCUAUCCCACGACCCCAUGCUAGUCCAUCAAUUAUUGAGCGACAAGGUUCGCUAAGAAUAUUUCCAAAAUUACAAGAGAAUAGUCCUUUCAAAAGAGAUCUUUCAUUACGUCUUGAAGGAGUUCCUUCAAAUGUACGCCGUUUGACCGGAAUAAUUCAAAGCGCACCCAUAGCGGAGGAACCAGAUACAGAAUUUGAACCAACGAAACUAGGAGUAUGUGCUAAAAAUAAUGGGCGACCUGAAAAAAACGAAUUAGUUACUGUAUGUUCUACGUCUAAUUGUAGCCCACCCAUAGUAGUGGCCAGUUCAUCUUCGAACCUUUCAAUUAUGAAUGGUCUAACUGUAGUAACUCAAUCAUUUGUACCUAGUAGCCAGUUUAAAAGUGAUUUCAAUCUUGAUCUUAGAACAUCACAGGCAUUUAUACCUCCAAUUAUUUCGGAUCCUUUUUCUGCUGCUCCAAUCAAUCCAGCUACAAUACAACGGCACUAUCAGAUGGAAUUGCAACAACAGACAGCCCAACAACAACACCAGCAAAUCACAGGUUCUUCGCUACUAAGUUCCAAAGCUCCAACGGCUGUUGUUUCAACUAUCAGUUCUACACCAACUUCACCAUUUUUAGGCGGACCACCAAUUGCUGCUCCAACUGUGUCGACUAAUACUUUUAAUUCUAGUCCAUGGACAGUCACAUAUCCACAGAUGCAACAAUUUAACAAAUCUAUUAUUCAGAAUAGUUCAAAUUUACCAAGUUCUCCUACUGGUACAGUGAAUUCUCAAACAAAUCUAACUUAUCCUUCCAAUGGUGUUUUAAAAUCAGGUUCCACAAACCCAUGGUCAUCAUCAAUCGGAUUGGUUGAUGGAAGAAACGUUAGUAAUGCAAACUGGCAACCUUCAUCACCAUCGUCAUUGCCACCUGCUCUUCUACCUCCAGAACCUGAUUGUCUUUCGGAUCCAUUCGAUUUAGGUUGGGUGGAUAGAGCUACAGCUGGUGUAUCGAAUGCAUCAAGUGGACGAGGCAUUAGUAAUCCAUUUCUAAUUGCUAAUGGGGGUGGUGAUGAUAUUCCUAAUCCAAAUGCAUCAUCUGUUCAUUAAUUAAAUCAACCAUAUGAUAAUAAUAAUUGUUGUAUAUAACAUAUAUAUUUUUUUCUAUCAACAAAAAGAGUGGGGAUAUAAAUCUGCCUCGUUAAUGAUCAAUGAUAAUUAGAUUCUUCCUCAUUAUUAUCUCUUGUCUCUCUCACUAACUUUCUUUACUCAAUGCAAAACACUUCAUAACAUUUUCAAAAUGUCUAGUUUCAGAUAAUUUACAUUAUAUAACAAAGUGUAAUUUGUUGAAUUCUUAAUUUUGGCAGGGCUAUAAGUGAACAAUAUUAUUUCUAAAAAUAGUAGGUCAGUGCCCAUGUAUUCGCAUUCCUUCUUACAUACACAAGAAAUACUUCUUUUUUCUAGGUGCUGUGUUGAUUAUUUUCUCCAUUAUAAAUCAAAACAGCAUAUGACAAUGAUAACAAUAAAGGGUGAUGGAUGCAGAUUACUAUUAAAUUUUGUUUUUCUUCAGUAAAAGUUUCAACAGUUUUCGAAAAAAGCGAUAGAUUCUUCUUGUGUAUUAAUGCUGUGAUCUUAAUUUUCUUGUUUUCCUUUUGCUUCGAUUUAAGUUUUUAUCCAUCAUGCUUUGUUUUAAGAACUUGAUAACAUUUUCACAUAGUGUGAGUGUAUUUUACACAAAAUAUCCAUUAUAUGCAUUUCUUCUGUUAUUAUCUAUUUUGUUGCGGUCGCAUAUAUUUGUGUAUUUAUCUCAUUUGCUGUUUUUCUAUCCUCCUCUACAACUUGAUCGCCCUACUCGUUGUGCUUAUUUUAUCUUUUAUCAGAGGACUACCUGUGUAUACAUUGCAUGCAUAUUCUUUCUCCUCAUUAUCCUUAUCAUCAUUUAUCCGCAUUGACAAGCUGUUUCUUUCUCUGUGUUUAGAUGUUUCUCGCUCUCAUUUCAUUGAAUAGGUCCCGAAUUUUUCUCAACUUUUUUCUCUUUCCCUGUCGACUUAUAUUCAUUUCUCUAUUUACAUUAUUAAUUUAAUACAUGCUUGAAUCCAAUACGGUCUUGUCAUAUAACAUAUUGUUUUAUUUUUUAUCGAAAACAAAAGUUAUUGGGUGAAAAUGAUCUCAUAUUAUUAUUAUUAUUAUUAUUAU
Messenger RNA from Schistosoma guineensis, 3065 nucleotides. The record is from the annotation of a GenBank genome assembly. NCBI's taxonomy places the organism in Eukaryota, Metazoa, Platyhelminthes, Trematoda, Strigeidida, Schistosomatidae.